This is a messenger RNA of Serinus canaria (Common canary), 2076 nucleotides long. It is a transcript of the gene IFNAR1, whose product is annotated as interferon alpha and beta receptor subunit 1. The record is from RefSeq and is a predicted model, not a curated record. The transcript is spliced from 11 exons. The coding region runs from base 16 to 1827 and encodes 603 amino acids. Lineage: Eukaryota; Metazoa; Chordata; Aves; Passeriformes; Fringillidae. Gene Ontology annotation, molecular function: protein binding.
GCAGCGCUCCCCUGGAUGGCGGAGCCGGGGGCUGGAGGGGCGGCGGAGCCCGGGGAGAGAUGGACGGAGGAGCCGGAGGAGCCCGGGGAGGGAUGGACGAAGGAGCCAUGGGGUAGAUGGACGGCGGAGCGGCGGCGGCAGUGGGUGCCGGGCGGGCGCUGGCUGGCGGCCGUGCUGCCCCUGCUGCUGGUGCCGCUGCCCUGCGCAGGCCAGAGCAGCCUGCCCAGCCCAGAGGAUGUGCAGGUGCACGUGGUGAACACCAAUUUCACCCUGAGCUGGGAUUGGAGGGGCAGUGACCCCAGGGUGACAUUCUCAGCCCAGUUCCAAUGGCCGGAGCUGGAGGACAGGGGCUGGCAGGAGCUGCCAGGGUGCCAGGCUGUGGCUGGCCCAGGCUGUGACUUCUCCUCGGCCAUCUCAGAGUACUACGAUGCCCACUACGUGCGUGUCAGGGCCCAGGCAGGGCCGCUGGUGUCCCCGUGGUCCCAGGUCCUGGAGAUGGUUCCAGAACAAGUCGCUCAGAUUGGUCCACCAGGACUGGAAUUGCAGUCCACAAAUGGAGUCAUAAAAGUUAUGGUUUCCCCUCCAGAAGCAAAUCAGAGGAAAAAAAUGUGGAUCAAUGAUCUGAGUUUUAAAUAUAACCUGGUCUUCUGGGAAAACUCCUCACAUGCUCAGCUCCAGAGCAAAACCAUUUUCCCUGUGGACACCAUUGAUGACCUUGCCCCAGACAGCACCUAUUGCUUCAAAGUGCAAGCAAACCUCCCCGGGGAGGGAAAGCAAGGCUUGUUCAGCCCCACCAGCUGUGUGAAAACCACCCAGAAAGUGAACGACCUCCUGUGUGCCACCAACCUGAGUGUCCUGGCUCUGAACAUGAAAUUCCACCUGCUCUGGAGCAGCCAGGAGAAUCAGGAUGUGACCUACAACGUGCAGUACCUGCUGGGCUACUUGAAGAGGCUCAAUGAUGAUUACUCAGACAAGUGGCUCAGUGUGCCCAGGUGUGAGAACAUCACCAGCACCUGGUGCAACUUCUCCUCCAUCAUCACCACUGGAUUUUAUUACCUGCGAGUGCAGGCCAGGCAGGGACACAACAAAUCCUGCUUCUCCAGGGAAGUCAAAGUGGAUCCUCUGAAAACAAAUGGAAUUGGCCCUCCUGGUGUAAGGCUGGACCUCAGUGACACUUUGCUCCACAUCCUCAUUUCUCCUCCAGGAGGAGCUGAGGGUGAAUUCAUGAGGGACCAUUAUGACUUGUCCUACAGGAUCCUCUACUGGAAGAAUUCCUCAGAUACGAAGGAGGAGGUGAAGCAGAAGGAGGUGAAGCAGACCAUAGCCACAGUCCCUGAUGUGUCCCCCUCCAGCCUGUACUGUGUCAGGGUGCAGGCCUUCUCUGAGCCCUACAACAAGAGCAGUGCCUACAGCCAGCAGGAAUGCAUCCACACCCCUGCAGGUACACCUUUACCUCUGUUCAUUUUUGGGAUUUUCAUGUGUGCCCUGCUGGUUGUCCUGGUGGUGGCCACUCCUCUUGUUUUUGUGCUCUACCAAGUCUACCACAAAAUCAAAUACGUGUUCUUCCCCUCCUGCCAGCCCCCCCUGAACAUCGAGGGAUUUGGAGCACAGCCCUUCAGCAGCCCUUACCUGGCAGCUGCAGCAGAGGAAUCAGUGGAAAACUGCUGUGUGAUCGAGUCCAUGAUCACAGAGGAGGGAAAUCAGAUUGUCUUCACAGAGUACAAACAUUCCACCCAGAGCAGCCGAGACUCAGGGAACUAUUCCAACGAUGACACCACCUCUGGGAGCAAAGGGUCCAAGGAAACACUGGAAAAGGAAAUAGUCUAACCUGGGGAGAUCAGAAUUCCUCUAUGGGAUUGACAGCUUCACAAACACUUCACACCUCUUUGUGAUGGAGGUCCCAGCCUGAGGGGGACACUGGGACCUUUGGGAUCCUCAGGGGACACUGGGACCUUUGGGAUCCUCAGGGGACACUGUGACCUUGGGGAUCCUCAGGGGGACACUGAGACCUUGGGGACCCUUAGGGGACACUGAGACCUUUGGGAUCCUCAGGGGACACUGAGACCUUUGGGAUCC